Messenger RNA from Harmonia axyridis, 1061 nucleotides. RefSeq lists its product as uncharacterized. The transcript is spliced from 4 exons. The coding region runs from base 131 to 955 and encodes 274 amino acids. NCBI's taxonomy places the organism in Eukaryota, Metazoa, Arthropoda, Insecta, Coleoptera, Coccinellidae. The record is from RefSeq and is a predicted model, not a curated record.
AGAUGUCUCAACCGUUAUAAAUCAUCGGUUAAUCACCGAUCCUAAUCUUUUAAUUUCCUCAAUCAAAUAUGUAUAUAUAUUCAAGCGCAUUUAUUUACUCGAACUAUUCAGUUUUUGUUUCCAUAGAACCAUGGCAGCUUGCUCGUCUCAGCAGCAACAGUAUUCUUGGCAAGACUGUAAUGAUUUCCAGUUGCCAGAAAAUUCGGUGUGGUAUGGCAAAGACGAUGAUGGAAGCGACAUUUUUUGUGGUAAGGCUUGGUGUGAUGGACAAGAAGUUCCAGCUAAAAUAAUACCUCAAAGAAAAGAAUGUAGGAUCAUUCACAACGGAUCUGAGAGAGUUGUGCCAAGAUGUAGAAAGGUACUAAUAUGUCGUGGAUCCGACGAAGAUCAAUGCAAUCGAAGAAGGGACCACUGCCAUAGACGCAAACAUCACCAUCAUCAUAGAGGUGAUUGCUCUAGUGAAAGUGAAAGUGAAGAGGAGACUACUACUACCACUACUACCUCUUCUAGUAAUAACGAGAGCCGAUUGCUCAUUAGAAGCAUCAAGUGUAGCAGCACCUCAAGCACUACUGUCGUGAAGAAAGAUAAGAAGAAACGCAAGAAGAAGAACCGUACUCAAUGUUGGGAUGAAAGGCGUACCCGUAUGGUGCCGAAAGUAACUGUCGAACCGAGAGUGCGUUACAUUCCCAAGGUCACUAUGGAACGAACUGUCCGUUACGAACCUGAGACGUACGUUACCAAGGUCUGCUGCGAUGACAGAUGCGAACCCUGCGAGCCUUGCGAGCCUUGUGAACCAUGUGAGUGCGAACCUUGCGAAGAUACUUGCCGCCAAGAAGACAGAUGUAGGGAGACCAUAGUUUGUGAACGUUCUACUGCAAAGAAAGGAGGAGAUAGAUGCGUUCGACCCAGUAGAUGCGAUCCACCUUCGCCUCAACCCAAGGCCAAAUGCUGGUAGAUGAUGGAAGGUUGCAGGAUAUGAAUAAAUCAAUUAUAUUUCACUAGAAAUUUCCAAUGACGUGUUUACUGAGUUAUGCAUUAUAAUAAAGUUUUAUCGAGCAUCA